Acanthamoeba castellanii str. Neff is the source of this 3120-nucleotide messenger RNA. Its product is annotated as plasmamembrane proton-efflux P-type ATPase. Bases 1 to 3120 code for a protein of 1039 amino acids. Gene Ontology annotation, biological process: regulation of intracellular pH; proton export across plasma membrane. Lineage: Eukaryota; Discosea; Longamoebia; Acanthamoebidae. The record is from RefSeq and is a predicted model, not a curated record. The transcript is spliced from 11 exons. Gene Ontology annotation, cellular component: plasma membrane. Gene Ontology annotation, molecular function: ATP hydrolysis activity; P-type proton-exporting transporter activity; ATP binding.
AUGUCGAGUUCUUCAGACUCGGACGAGCCUCCGAAACACGAGGAGGCCUCCCUCAGUAGCGACAACGAAACGAAACAGGCGAAGAGCAGCACCGACAAGAAGAAGAAGUCGAAAGGCAAACACAGCAAGAACAAGGACAAGAAGAAGGGAAAGUCUUCAUCGGAUGAAGAGUCGUCCGAUCACGACGACGAGAAUCCGCAAGACAAAACGGCAGCUAGGAGCGCUAAAUUCACGACCAGGGUUGACGAGGUUCUUGCGGGCAUGGGCGCUGGCAACACCCGCGACGGCCUUACUGACGAAGAAGCUGCGAAACGACUACUCGAGUUCGGCCCUAACGCGCUGCCAACCAAGAAGGAGAGUCUCAUCCUCAAGUUUUUGUACUUCUUCUGGAAUCCUCUUUCCUGGGCGAUGGAGUUUGCGGCCCUCCUUUCUUUCGUGCUGGUCGACUACGUGGACGGCAUUCUGAUCACCGCGCUCCUCCUCCUCAACGCCUGCAUCGGUUUCUAUGAGGACUACUCGUCCGGCAAUGCCGUGGCCGCGCUGCAGAGCGCGCUCGCCCCGACUUGCAAGUGCCUGCGUAACGGCGAGGUCGUGGCCGGCACGGCGUCCGUCGGCCUCGUGCCCGGCGACGUGGUGCUGCUGCGUCUGGGUGACGUGGUUCCGGCCGAUUGCUUCAUCCUCGACGACGGCGACUCCCUCAAGAUCGAUCAGUCCUCCCUCACCGGCGAGUCCAUUCCCGUGGAUCGCUUCCCCGGUGACGAGAUCUAUUCGGGUUCUAUUGUCAAACAGGGUGAGAUGAAGGCCAUCGUGCACGCGACGGGCCUGAGCACGUUCUUCGGUAAGGCCGCUGACCUGGUGAACCGCUCGGAGAAGAAGUCGCACAUCCACCUGGUCCUGAAGUCGAUCGCCUACUUCUGCAUCAUCUUCAUCAUGGUCGGCGUGGUGGCCGAGCUCAUCACCCAGUUCGCCAUCCGCGACAAGCCCUGUACCGGUGUGUCCGACGGCGACUGCGCGCCGCUGAACAACAUCCUGGUGCUCGUGGUCGGCGGUCUGCCGAUUGCCAUGCCCACCGUGCUGUCCGUCACCAUGGCCCUGGGCGCCUCGGCGCUGGCGAAGAAGAAGGCCAUCGUGUCGCGUCUCACCGUCGUGGAGGAGAUCGCCGGCAUGGAGAUCCUGUGUUCCGACAAGACCGGCACCCUCACCAAGAACGAGCUCUCCGUCAAGGACCCCGUGGCCUACGUGGGCGACCUCGCCGACGUCAUCUUCGACGCGGCCCUCGCCGCCAAGCCCGAGAACGGCGACGCGAUCGACAUGGCGAUGGUGGGCUACCUGACCGACGAGCAGAGGGAGCAGCGCAAGAAGUUCAACGUGCUCCACUUCCACCCGUUCGACCCGGUCGGCAAGAAGACCGUGGCCAAGUUGCAGAGCCCCGACGGCGAGAUCUUCCACGCCACCAAGGGCGCGCCGCAGGUGAUCCUCAACCUGUCGGAGAACAAGAAGAAGAUCAAGGACCGCGUCAUGGCCGACAUCGAGACCCUCGGCAAGGCCGGCUACCGAACCCUCGGCGUGGCCAUCUCCGACGAGCACGGCAAGAAGUGGACCAUGACCGGCCUCAUCCCCAUGUUCGAUCCGCCGCGCGACGACACGGCCGACAUGAUCGCUAAGACCGAGGGCCUGGGCGUCGGCGUCAAGAUGAUCACCGGUGACCACCUGACCAUCGCCAAGGAGACGGCCAAGCUGCUGGGCAUGGGCAGCAACAUCUUCCCCGCCGCCUACAUGAAGGACGAGGCCAAGGCCCGCAACGAGACCGGCAUGAGCAUCUACGACAUCGUCUGCGAGGCCGACGGCUUCGCCGAGGUGUUCCCCGAGGACAAGUACACGAUCGUCGAGUACCUGCAGCGCGGCAGCCGCAUCGUCGGCAUGACCGGCGACGGUGUCAACGACGCGCCCGCCCUCAAGAAGGCCAACAUCGGUAUCGCCGUGUCGGGAGCCACCGACGCCGCGCGCGGUGCCUCGGACAUCGUGCUCGCAGAAGAAGGUCUGUCCGUCAUCGUCGACGCCAUCCUCGGUUCCCGCAAGAUUUUCCAGCGCAUGAAGAACUACUGCAUGUACUCGAUCUCAGUGUGCGUGCGUAUCGUGUUGACGUUCGGUAUCCUUACCCUGGCCUACGAUUGGUACUUCCCGACCAUCGGCUGCGUGCUCCUCGCCAUCUUCAACGACGGCUCCAUGUUGACCAUCUCCAAGGACAAAGUCAAGCCUUCAAAGGAGCCCGAGCACUGGAACCUGCUGGAGAUCUUCGGCACGGCCAUCGUCCUGGGCACCUACCUCACCAUCUCGACCAUCGUGCUCUUCCAUCUCGCCGUCUACACCGACAGCUUCGAGCGUUGGUUCGGCCUGCCCCACUUGACCGCCGCCGAAGCCCGCGGCCUCAUCUACCUCCAGGUGUCCGUCUCCGGUCUCUCGACCGUCUUCGUGACGCGUACGCACGGCCUGUCGUGGCUCUUCUGGAGAGAGCGACCCGGUCUCGCUCCCGUGAUUGCCUUCAUCAUCGCCCAGACUGCCGCCACUAUCCUGUGCGCCUACGGUUUGAACGGUUUCCCCGACGACAAGGAGACUGACUUCGAGGGCGCUGGCUGGUGGUAUGUGCUGGUCGGCUGGAUCUGGUGCAUCAUCUGGUUCCCCGUGAUGGACAUCCUCAAGAUCGUCGUCCGCUCCGUCAUGAAGGGCGAGAUCUUCCUGUUCAAGCACAAGCUCUCGCUCCACUUCCAGCUGGUCCACGGCCACCCUUACCACGGCCAAGCUGCGGGCAACGCCCACCCGGACGAGUGGGAGGAGCACGUCGUUACGGCGGGCGACUUGGCCCACAUUCCCCAGCAGCUCAAGUCCAAGAUGAUGGCCAAGUUCAAGCACAGCGAGGACGGCAGCGACGACGAGAGCGCCAAGAACGGCGCCGCCAGCGGAUCGAGCUCCGCGGUGCCGUCCAAGCGCAGCUCCAGCAACAACCUCACCAGGAACAGCGCCUCGGGCCGGAAAGCCAGCGGCCUGAGCAAGAGCCUCAAGCCCGAGGAGAAGAAGCUCAAGAAGCACAGCGACGAGAGCGACGCCACGAGCGACGACUAA